Aplysia californica (California sea hare) is the source of this 1367-nucleotide messenger RNA. RefSeq lists its product as uncharacterized. NCBI's taxonomy places the organism in Eukaryota, Metazoa, Mollusca, Gastropoda, Aplysiida, Aplysiidae. The record is from RefSeq and is a predicted model, not a curated record.
ACCUGCUGCAAUGACGAGGACACUAAAUCUUUACUCACUCACACGUGCUGCAGGACUGCUGGCUUUGCUCCUGAUUUCUCUGCUCGAUGUUUGUUCGACGUCUGUGGCAUACAGGAAAUCCAAAUCUUUAAGGACCAAAAGAUUUCUGAUGCCUCCAGUGACGACAGAGGAGGGAGAGAAAUUCCCGAGCGGACGGUUCGACAUGGGCGACAACUCUGGUGGUGACGGAGUCGGAAUAACAAAGGGCGACAACUCUAGUGGUGACGGAGUCGGAAUAACAAAGGGCGAUAACAACCCGGAUCUAGUCCCGCACUUCCAAACAAAAUAUGACGUGGUGUCAGUGGAACCACAGGGAAAGUUUGCUGGACUGGAACAAACAGCAAACACCCCGUUAUCCCUCUGGGAUUGGAACCCUGGGCCUGCCUUGCCCCAGGUAGACAACCCAGCCCUGCACUCCUUCCCCCCUGAGCUACAGACUGGUCGGCUUGUGAGACAGGGUCAGAUGUAUCCGUCACUCAAUAACCCUAUACCUGGGGGUGGCAUGUUUCCAUUCAACACACCUACUGCGGCUGGGGGUGUUGGGCAGACUCCUCCUUCUUCACAGGGCCUGCCUCCUCAAGGAGUCCAAGGUCCUCAGGGUAUUCAGUUCCAACCGUCAAUGAUUGGUCCAAACCAAGCUGGUGGAUUGCCGAUGAUUGGUUCUUUCCAACAACAACAACAACAACAACAACAACGAUGGCCUACGAUUGGCUCAAACCAAGCUGGAGGAUUGCCGAUGAUUGGUUCUUUCCAACAACAACGGUGGCCUACGAUUGGCUCCAGCCAAGCUGGAGGAUUGCCGAUGAUUGGUUCUUUCCAACAACAACGGUGGCCUACGAUUGACUCAAGCCAAUCUGGGCGACCUUCACCUUUCCUUCAACAGCUUAAUCAAUAUAGCGGGCGUUUUCCGGUCCCUGCUAACGAUGGGGGCGGUUAUGCGCCUCAAAAUUUGGCAUACAACAACAACAACAACUACGACAACAGCAACUACGACAACAACAACAACAACAACAACAACGACUACAACAACAACAACAACAACAACCAAUACGGAAAUAUACCACAGACGUCGACCGGGCUGCUGGGACCACAGAGACUGAACUCGCAAAAAGGCGACACGUACAAUGUUAUGGUGGGCGUUAACCUCAUGACCUUUCCAGAGAGACAAAGGGCAGCAGGUGGGCCAGGGUCACCGGUUCAAGGUCAAGUGCAAGUUCAAGGACAGAUGCUGCCUCUGCCUCUAGGGUCAGGUGGUGUGCAGCAGCAAGCGACAUCUGGUGGUGGUUCUGAGCUUGGGUCCGGAGGAGGGACUGCAAGUGAUAUGAACG